This is a messenger RNA of Neltuma alba, 3797 nucleotides long. RefSeq names its product LRR receptor-like serine/threonine-protein kinase FLS2. The transcript is spliced from 2 exons. Gene Ontology annotation, molecular function: protein binding; protein kinase activity; ATP binding. The record is from RefSeq and is a predicted model, not a curated record. Bases 214 to 3687 code for a protein of 1157 amino acids. NCBI's taxonomy places the organism in Eukaryota, Viridiplantae, Streptophyta, Magnoliopsida, Fabales, Fabaceae. Gene Ontology annotation, biological process: protein phosphorylation.
AGUCUUUGUCCAAACAAUAAAGAACUUCGUCCUUAAUCUCUGCUAAUCAUUUGACCCACCAGCAUGUGAUGUGUGAAAACUGUCACAAAUGGGUUCAUUGCUCUUCUUGGAAGUCAAAACUUCGUCUAUAUAAAGGCAUUUUCUAGUUCAGCUUUCACCAUAUCUGCAAACUGCAGCUGAGUCUACCCAUCUUCUAUCCUUCCUUCAAUUCCGAUGCCUCCAAAGAUCAGUUUGACUAUACUCAUAGUCUUGUUCAUUUCCAUUUCAACUAUACUUUCAAAUGCUGAAUCAAGCUCCCUGGAAGUUGAAAUUGAAGCUUUGAAAGCUUUCAAAAGCUCUAUCACUCACGACCCAAAUGGAGCAUUGGCAGAUUGGGUUGACACAACCCAUCAUUGCAACUGGUCUGGCAUUGCUUGUGACCCGUCUUUACAACAUGUUACCUCACUCAGUCAGGUUGGCCAAAAGCUCCAAGGUAAGAUUUCACCAUUCCUGGGCAAUCUUUCUGGCCUCCAGAUUCUUGACUUAACCUCAAAUUCAUUUUCUGGGCUCAUUCCUCCUCAGCUCAGCUUUUGCUCCCAGCUUUCUCAAUUGGUUCUUUUUAACAACUCUCUCUGGGGUCCAAUCCCACCUGAGCUAGGAAACUUGAAAGGCCUGCAGUAUUUGGAUUUGGGUAAUAACAAUCUGAAUGGAAGCCUCCCAGAAAGCUUAUUUAACUGCACCUCUUUGCUAGGUAUUGCUUUUAAUUCUAACAAUCUGGAUGGUAAAAUUCCUUCAAAUAUUGGCAACUUGGUUAACGUUACGCUAGUCGCAGGAUUUACUAAUAAGUUUGUUGGAUCUAUUCCUCCUUCAAUAGGUAAGUUAAGGGCUUUGCAAUCUCUAGAUUUUAGUCAAAACCAGUUGUCAGGAGGCAUACCUAGAGAGAUUGGGAACCUCGGAAAUUUAGAAUAUCUUGUUCUAUUUGAGAAUUCCUUGGUUGGAAAAAUCCCUUCUGAACUUGGUCAGUGCAUGAAGCUAGUGAACCUUGAACUAUACACAAAUCAGUUGUCUGGAAGCAUUCCUUUCGAGCUCGGAAACUUAGUUCAUUUGGAGACAUUAAGGAUAUAUGGCAAUAACUUCACCUCCACAAUUCCUUCUUCCAUUUUCCAGCUGAAAUUAUUAACCAACUUGGGUCUGUCACAGAAUCGGUUAGAGGGAAUAAUAUCUCCUGAAAUUGGAUCUUUGAAAUCACUUAAAGUUCUAACCCUGCAUUCAAAUAAGUUUACUGGACAAAUUCCUCCAUCAAUCACAAACUUGACAAACUUAACAUAUCUCUCAAUGAGCCAGAAUCUCCUUUCAGGUAGACUUCCUUCCAACAUAGGAGUGCUUCAUAAUUUGAAGUUUCUAGUCUUGCACGCCAACCGUUUUCAUGGUCAUAUCCCCCCUAGUAUUACCAAUUGUACUAGUAUGGUGAAUGUAAGUUUAGCCUUUAAUUCACUAAAUGGGAACAUUCCUGAAGGCUUUUCAAGGAUGCCUAAUCUUACUUUCUUGUCUUUUGCAUCAAACAAAAUGUCCGGUGAAAUCCCAGAUGAUCUCUUCAACUGCUCAAAUCUUCGAACUCUAAGUUUGGCUGAGAACUACUUUAGUGGGAUGCUAAAACCUAUUAUCCAAAACCUGUUCAAUCUCAGGAUGCUUCAGCUGAAUUUAAAUUCUUUCACAGGGCCUAUUCCACUUGAAAUAGGGAAUUUAAAUCAACUUGUGACAUUAUCACUUUCUGAUAAUAGAUUUUCUGGUCACAUUCCUUUAGAGCUAUCCAACCUCAGUCUUCUUCAGGGUCUAUACUUGCAUGGGAAUGCAUUGGAAGGAACAAUACCAAAUCAGUUCUUUGAACUAAAUCAGCUAACAGAGCUUGAGCUACAUGAGAACAAGCUGGUUGGUCAAAUCCCAAAGGCUUUCUCCAAGCUUAAGAUGCUUUCUUACUUAGACCUCCAUGGGAACAUGUUCAAUGGAUCAAUUCCAAGAGAGUUGAGACAGCUCAGCCAGCUCUUGAUGCUGGAUUUGUCACAGAACCACCUGACUGGGUCAAUUCCUGGGGAUGUCAUCGUAUAUUUUAGAGGCAUGCAGCUAUAUCUCAAUUUGUCUCAUAACCACUUUAUUGGAAGUAUACCGGAAGAGCUUGGUAUGAUGGAAAUGGUACAAGCCAUUGAUUUUUCAAACAACAAUCUAUCUGGUGUCAUUCCCAAGACACUUUCAGGGUGCAGAAAUCUAUUUAAUCUUGAUCUUUCAGGCAACAAUAUCUCAGGUCCUAUUCCAGAAAAGGCUUUCAAUCGCAUGGACUUACUUCAAAGCUUGAACCUUUCAAUGAACCAAUUAGAUGGAGAAAUCCCCGAGACAUUGUCAAAGCUCCAGCAUCUUGUUUCUUUGGAUCUUUCUCAUAAUGACUUGAAGGGAUCUAUCUCUGAUAAUUUUGCCAACCUCUCCAAUCUAAAGCUUCUCAACCUUUCUUUUAACCAACUUGAAGGUCAAGUUCCAUCAAACGGAAUAUUCUCACAUAUAGAUGCAGCUGCAUUGAUAGGAAACCCUGCUCUUUGUGGAACCAAAUUUCUGAUGCCAUGCAGGGAAACAACUAAGAGAUCUCAUUCAUUAUCCAGGAAGAGCAUAAUUAUUAUUGCCUCACUUGGAUCGGUUGCUGUCCUCCUAAUUUUGGUAUUGGUGACUCUAUUUCUCAUACGACAGGCCAGAUCACGUCGUUCUAACAAGCUUGAGAAUCAUGGAAUACCAAACUACACAUCGGCUUUGACACCUGAAAGAUUUGAUAGAAAGGAGCUAGAAAAUGCUACUAGUUCUUUCAGCUCAGAUAACAUCAUUGGAGCUAGCAAUUUGAGCACUGUCUAUAAGGGUCAAUUGGGAGACGGCAAGAAAGUGGCAAUAAAAAAACUGAACUUGGACUAUUUUUCUGCAGAAUCUGACAAACUUUUCAAGAGAGAAAUAAGCACCUUGAGCCAACUAAGGCAUAGGAAUUUGGUCAAGGUAGUGGGUUAUGCUUGGGAGAGUAGGAAAAUAAAGGCUCUAGUUUUGGAGUACAUGCAGAAUGGCAAUUUGGAUAGCAUAAUACAUGAAGAAGGGAUGGAUCGAUCUAGAUGGACAUUAUCUGAAAGGCUCAACGUUUUCAUGUCUGCUGCUGAUGCAUUGGGUUACUUGCACUCUGGUUAUGAUAUUCCAAUUGUGCAUUGUGAUUUAAAGCCUUCCAAUAUUCUUUUGGAUGGAGACUGGGUGGCCCAUGUGAGUGAUUUUGGGACAGCUAGAAUGCUUGGUCUCCAUUUGCAAGAUGGUGCUUCUGUGUCCUCGUCAGCAGCUUUCCAAGGCACCGUUGGUUAUUUGGCUCCAGAGCUUGCGUACAUGAGGAAAGUAACGACCAAAGUUGAUGUGUUCAGCUUUGGUAUAGUAGUAAUGGAGUUUCUAACAAGAAGGAGACCAACAGGGCUCACAGAAGAGGAUAGUCUGCGUCAAAUAGUGCAGAAAGCACUGGCAAAGCAACAUGUUCUUCAACUUGUGGAUCCUUUGCUCUCUGAGGAGAAGGAACAUCAGGAAGAUGUCUUAGUGGAGCUGUUGAAACUAUCAUUGAGUUGUACUCUCCCUGAUCCUGAACAUCGACCUAGUAUGAACCAAGUGUUGUCUGUCUUGAUGAUGCUUAAGAAGAAAAUAUCAUAGGUCACAAAAAAUUAAGAGAGGAGAAAAUUUUGCGUUUGUGUAUAAUGUAAUAUUAUCUUUGUGAUGUUCAUUUCAGUUUUCAGAAAUGAAUAAAGGCACAAGUACUUAUA